Messenger RNA from Ogataea philodendri, 447 nucleotides. RefSeq lists its product as uncharacterized. The record is from RefSeq and is a predicted model, not a curated record. NCBI's taxonomy places the organism in Eukaryota, Fungi, Ascomycota, Pichiomycetes, Pichiales, Pichiaceae. Gene Ontology annotation, molecular function: protein binding. The transcript has a single exon. Bases 1 to 447 code for a protein of 148 amino acids.
AUGAAUUUCCGAAUCACCAGGAUCUUCCCACAAAGACCGCACGAUUCGUUUGGCUCGAUGAUCUGGAACUGGUCUUGCUGGAACUCCUUGAUCUGCUUGUUGAUCUUCUCCGAUUGGUUGAGCGAGGCAGUCAUCUCCAAGGACAGAGAGUCCAUCUCCACGGCCAGAGUCUCCAAAGAUUGCACGACCUCUUCUUUGAAGUCGUCAAUGACGACAAAGUCUGGGAAAAGAGGCAGCAGGUCCUUCAUUGUGAGCAGAUCGCAUUUUUCCAUGAGAUAUUUCAAAACGCCACGGAUCUUGUUGCCUUCGCCGAUAUCCAGCUCCAACGGCUCGUUAGUGACAACCUUCUUGAUGAGAACCUCAGCCACACGGACCCAGAGUUUCUUCCGCUCUACCGGUUCUUUUGGCUUGUCUGCAACCAAUAAGGCGGAUUCCAGCAAAUCUUGA